AUGAAUGUUCCCAUUAGGUCGAAGAGUACCCCCAAAAUCCCCAAAUUGAGGGGGGUUUUCAAUGGAUUAUGCGCGCUGAUAUUGGUUAUCUUGUUGUCCAAUCGGGGAGGUUCGAUUGAGAACAUUCCUGAUAGUGAAAGUUCGAAGCUUGGAUCUAUUUCGAGGAAUGGGGUGAGUCGGGUUGAACCGAUUCGUAGGCAGAUGAUCGAAUUCGAUGCAAAUUUGAUUUCCCCGAGUUCAGGAAACAGGACUGAUGUAUUCGACACCACUUUAGAGGAUAUGAACAACAGGCCACAUGAAUGUAGAGAUGUGAUUGAUCACAAGGGAUACCCAAACCAAUGUGCCUUCUUGCAAGCCAAUCCACAAUGCUUCUCUGAUGGCUUCUUCGACUAUGUUCAUUUCGUGUACUGUGAUUGCGGCAACUUCAGAUGGCUGGGGUUUCUUUUGCUGGGGAUCUGGCUUGCUGCAUUGUUCUACUUGCUGGGGAACACUGCUGCUGAUUACUUCUGCUGCUCGUUGGAGAAGCUCUCAAGUCUAUUGAAGCUCCCCCCUACUGUUGCUGGUGUUGCCCUCCUACCGCUUGGCAAUGGAGCUCCAGAUGUUUUUGCGAGCAUUGCUGCGUUCCUCGGAGAGAAUUCCGGCGACGUGGGGCUCAACAGCGUAUUGGGAGGUGCUGUGUUUGUGACCACCGUUGUUGUUGGUGCUGUCUCACUGUGUGUGGCGCAGAAGGAACUGCAGAUCGAUCGGAGAUGCUUCGUCAGGGACAUAUGUUUCUUCCUCGUUGCUCUCUUCUCAUUGCUGACAAUUUUGAUGGUUGGUAGAGUGACUGUUACAGUGGCAAUUGCAUUUGUUUCAAUCUAUGUGGUGUAUGCAUUCUUUGUAGCUGCUAAUGAGCUCUUGAGGAAACAUGCUCAGAGGUUGAAGUUGGAUUCGGUGACGCCAUUGAUUCCUGUCAGGGGAAGUGUGUUUUCCCAGGGAAGUGAGGAAGAAGAUGUAGGAUCAGUUUACAGCUCUCUGCUCGAGGUGGAUACUGAGAGUGAUGUCAUACAUGAUCUGCCACCGUCGUUGCCCUCGUGGAUGUGGGCUUCGAACGUGGCGAUAUUCUCAAACCACUCGUCAAAGUCGAAUUCUAUGGAUGAGGAAAGGUCGCCAUGGGGAUGGAACGAUGACCACGAGGGUGGAUCAGAUAUGAGAAAGUGUGCAGUCUCGUGUUCUCGAUUGUUUUCGAUCAUGGAGAUGCCGUUAACAGUGCCAAGGAGGCUGACAAUCCCCCUCGUGGACGAUGAAACAUGGUCUAAACCAUAUGCAGUCAGCAGUGCUGCAUUAGCUCCACUUCUCAUUGCAUAUCUAUGGAGUACACAAAGCGAUCUCUCUCCUUCAAAUAGAAUCAUUGGUUAUAUAAUCGGAAUAUCACUUGGUUGCACGUUUGGGAUUCUAGCUUAUCAACAGACUCUACCUGACCGACCUCCUCGGACCUUUAUGCUAGCAUGGGUUAUAGGAGGGUUCGUGAUGAGCAUCGUCUGGUUCUACAUGAUAGCAAAUGAGCUCGUUUGUCUAUUAGUUGCAUUUGGUACUAUAUUAAGAAUCAAUCCAUCGAUCUUGGGACUAACUGUACUGGCAUGGGGCAAUUCCAUGGGGGAUCUGGUCUCGAACGUUGCACUGGCAAUGAAUGGUGGGGACAGUCUGCAGAUUGCCAUGUCUGGUUGCUAUGCGGGUCCAAUGUUUAACACACUCAUUGGGUUGGGCGCCUCAAUGGUGUUGGGCGCCUGGUCAAGGGGCAACGGUACAUACGAGAUCCCUCGAGAUGGCACGCUGUUCUUGACCAUUGGAUUUCUCGUAUCAGGGUUGCUCUGGGCUCUCAUCGUGCUGCCUAGAAACGAUAUGCGUCCUAAUAAGACGUUGGGCGUCGGGCUUAUAGCUAUGUAUCUAGUUUUUCUGACCGUGAGGCUGACUGCUGUCACGAGUUUCGUAUUAAGCUGA
This is a messenger RNA of Linum tenue, 1980 nucleotides long. Lineage: Eukaryota; Viridiplantae; Streptophyta; Magnoliopsida; Malpighiales; Linaceae. The record is from the annotation of a GenBank genome assembly.